AUGUCGUUUACGAGACCGAUCGUGGCGAUGAUGGGUCCUAGUGGCGCGGGACCGGAGCCAGAGCCACAAUUUUCACGGCCUCUUAGAGGCCCCGAUCGUUCCGAAAAAUCGGCUAUGACUCUCAUGCGAAACCUAAGAUGCUAUAACAAAAUGGCUGAUAUAUUAAGCGAAUUCCACAAGGACCUCUGCUGCGAAGAUCCCGUUGAUGCCGGCCCUGAAGGACGCAACGAGGAACGAUAUGGUCCGGGAAUUUUCCUAUUUUGGGGGCUAAACUGA
Messenger RNA from Uncinocarpus reesii 1704, 276 nucleotides. RefSeq lists its product as uncharacterized. The record is from RefSeq and is a predicted model, not a curated record. The transcript is spliced from 2 exons. The coding region runs from base 1 to 276 and encodes 91 amino acids. NCBI's taxonomy places the organism in Eukaryota, Fungi, Ascomycota, Eurotiomycetes, Onygenales, Onygenaceae.